AUGCUGGACACAUCACGCGUGAAGAGACUACAUGGAGACUGGGAGGCGGCAUCCAGGCUGAGCCACAGCGCGUUGCUAUUGCUAUCGGAGGCUUCGCCACGAUACUCUAUACCCCGUGUCCGAUUCGACAUCAACAACGUCACGGACGACACCUGCCUGCUGUUCUACCGCUUCACCCAACGCCAUCUACGCCGUUUACAAGCUUCAUUUCAGCUGCCGGACGUCAUUCGCACGGGCGCGAGCUCUCGUACACUUUGCUACCCAACGCGAUGGAUGGAGAUGUCAGGUAUUUACGACCGGUGGCCCAGCGCUCUAAGUAGUAUUUUCUACUUUGUGAUCGAUUUUAUUAGCGAGAGAUGCAGCAGGUUGCUCAAGGGGAAUUAG
Phytophthora sojae is the source of this 384-nucleotide messenger RNA. RefSeq lists its product as hypothetical. Lineage: Eukaryota; Oomycota; Peronosporomycetes; Peronosporales; Peronosporaceae. The coding region runs from base 1 to 384 and encodes 127 amino acids. The transcript has 2 exons. The record is from RefSeq and is a predicted model, not a curated record.